UAACAAAUCAACAGCAUAAAAUGUCAAGUGCAGUCAAUUUUAUUUAUUUUCUCAUUUUAAACACAUUAAUAGUCAUAAAUGCUGAGGAUUAUGAGAUAGACGAGAACGGAUAUGUGGCUUAUUGUCCUUGUAUGGGUCGUUUUGGUAACCAAGCCGAUCACUUUUUGGGAGCAUUGUCCUUUAGUCAUGCCUUAAAUCGAACCCUCAUCCUCCCGCCAUGGGUCGAGUACAGAAAAGGUGAAUCUAAAUCCAUCCAAAUUCCAUUCACAAAAUAUUUCCGAGUCGAUUCGCUUGAAGAAUUCACAAAAGUGAUUCCAAUGGAGGACUUUAUGGAGCACUUGAGUGACAAAGUUUGGCCUGCUGGACGUAGAGUUUCGUUUUGUUACAGCGAACGGAAGAAGCUGGAUGGAACGUCAAGUGGAAGUUGUAAUGCAAAAGAUGGAAAUCCAUUUUUCUCAUUUUGGGAUGGAUUUGGCAUUGAUUUUGAUAAGUCUGAAUUUUUUGGUCCACUGCUGACUUAUGAUGUGAUUCAUAGAGGAAUGGAUGCAAUUUGGAAUGAGAAAUAUAGUUCAAAAAAGUGGCCAGUCUUGGCAUUUACUGGAGCACCAGCAGCUUUUCCUGUUCAAGCUGAAAAUGUCCAUCUGCAUAAAUACUUAAAAUGGUCAAACGAGAUUGAAGAAAAAGUUAAAAAAUUCAUCAUUAAUUUGCUGCCAAAAGGCGCAUUUAUUGGAAUUCAUCUUCGGAAUGGAAUCGAUUGGAUUCGUGCAUGUGAUCAUAUUAAGGAUGUUAAGCAACUUUUUGCAUCAGCUCAAUGUCUUGGCUACAGCAACGAAAAAGGCUCACUGUCUAUGGACAUCUGCCUGCCAUCUCAGGAACAAGUCAUCAGAAAAAUUAAAAGAAUUGUCAAAAAAUUCAAAGAAACUCACAAAAAUAAUGAAAUAAAGUCAAUUUUUGUGGCAUCUGACAACAAUCACAUGAUUGAGUACCUUAACGAGCAUCUCAGAAGGAUGAAAAUUAAAGCUUUUAGGCUGCCUGAAAACAAUCCACAUGUGGAUCUUGCGAUUUUAGGACGUGCAAACUUUUUCAUUGGAAAUUGUGUGUCGUCAUUUUCAGCUUUUGUUAAGCGGGAGCGGGACUCGAGGGGAUUUCUGUCAGAGUUUUUUGGAUAUCCUAAUGAGAAAGCACAGAAGAAUGGGGCAAAGCACGAGGAGUUGUAGAUUUGAAGGAAUUUGAGCUGGAGCUGGUAGAUGAUGGUGUGGAGUUGGGAGUUAUUUGACUCAUAUGGAGCAUAGGGCUACCUUAAAGUAUAGUCAAGAGUUAGAUAAUAGUAGCCUUAGGCAGUAGUGGAUAACCUUUUUUGUGCCACGGCACAUUUUGAUGGUGAUUUAACAGUACACGGAAUACGGUUCGUGAGAUUUCCUGAAAUUUUUUGCGGCAUGCAAGUGUACCGCGGCACAUGGGUUGGCCAUUGCUGUCCUAAGGUUAUCCCAGAGCAUAGCUUAGGAUUCUCUAUUGUGUAGCCUAGAGGAACCUACAAAUAUGUCUUAGGUUUAUCCUAGAACUAAGCUAGAGUAAAGCUUAGGUUUAGCCCAGAGUAUGACCUUGGAUUACUACAGAGUAGCCAAGUAGUGUGGCUUUAAGUUACUCCAGAUUGUAAAAUAGAUUCAGCUUAAGCUCUGACACUAGAUAAUUCCUAGACUAUAUCUUGGAGUAAUCCUAUCAACAAGCUCCUAAAGCUUCCAAACCCAGGCAUACAGACUGUCAAUUUGACACCACAUU
Messenger RNA from Chironomus riparius, 1779 nucleotides. The record is from the annotation of a GenBank genome assembly. NCBI's taxonomy places the organism in Eukaryota, Metazoa, Arthropoda, Insecta, Diptera, Chironomidae.